Molecule: messenger RNA, 195 nt
Organism: Ilex paraguariensis (yerba mate)
Lineage: Eukaryota; Viridiplantae; Streptophyta; Magnoliopsida; Aquifoliales; Aquifoliaceae
Source: the annotation of a GenBank genome assembly
AUUUUCGUGGGUUCAAACAAGAUGGUUGAGGGGAGCCAUGGCAAUGGAGUGUUUGGCACCUCUCAUGGCAUUGACCCGAGUGGCUUUGGUGCACAAGGUGGAACUAGAGAGGAGACGGGGGUGCUGCCCAACAUGACUUGGGCACCAAAGAAUGGGCAAUCAGAUCUGGCAGCUGGUGGGGCUGUCNUGGGUUGA